UGCACAGUCAUGGCUACCAGUUUCCCAAUUCUUCGUCUCCCUAGCAAAUCAAUUCAAGAUGUUAUCCAACAUAUGCCACUUGGCGAUCAACUAGCCAUCUCGUUAUGCUCUAAACCAUCAAAAUCUGCCGUUACCCGUCUAAACCAUGAUCCUCUAUACAUUAGCAUCGAUGUGUCUGAUUCAAUUCGCCUAAUUGUAGACUUUCAACGUGCAGAUUUGAACAUGCAGGCUUCUCUGACUUUUUACAAGAACACGGUCGGCCAAUGGAACCUGCAAUCUUGCACUACAGCAAUCGCUGCCGAAACUGAAGUCGUUUGGGAAAUGACUGGAUUUCGGUUUCGAGAUUGGGUGGAGCACGUUUUGGAGGUAUUCAAGUGCUCGAGGAUUCACACAGUUUCAGUUUAUAGAACAAUGAAUGAAGGGAAUUGCAUAAAUGCUUCCAAAGUCAUAAAGGAGUUCAGAGUGAAGACAAUCAGAUUGGCCGCAUGCUCGAGAAGUCUUGAGGAAAAGAUUGUUACUAAUAUUCAAUGCAAUGAUGCAUUGUUUGUUUCUGAACCUAGCCGGAAUGCCCCUAUGCCUGCCCAUGAAGUACUUCUUCAGAAUUUCAAAUCGGCCUCGUUUGCAUCUAUUAGUCCUGGAUUCCAGCUCACUUUGAAUGAUCUACUCAUCAUAAACAGCUCGUUACCGAAACUCAUCAGCUGUCAAAUUUCUUCCAAAGACUUGAAUAUUUACAUCAAACAUUUGAUCAAUGGAUCCCAUCAAAUGCUGGAAAAUAUUCAAUUAAUCCAAAUUGGCGGCACACCUUGGAACAAGAAGAUUGCCAUGAAGGAUGUUCCUUUUAUUGUGUACUCGCCGCAGUUUGAACACGUGAUUCGAGGAGGUGAUUGGGAAAAUGAGAAUUAUUUUCUGGCGACGCGGAACAAUGGAAAAAGCCUUGGUCUGGUCUGGACGUUUGUUGAAGAAAGUUGUCAUAUUGUAAUUCUUGGUAGAUAAUGUUUUUGAAUAAAUUGUUUAUUGAUCCAA
This is a messenger RNA of Caenorhabditis elegans, 1023 nucleotides long. It is a transcript of the gene fbxb-106, whose product is annotated as F-box domain-containing protein. The record is from RefSeq and is marked reviewed. The transcript is spliced from 2 exons. Lineage: Eukaryota; Metazoa; Nematoda; Chromadorea; Rhabditida; Rhabditidae. The coding region runs from base 10 to 993 and encodes 327 amino acids.